AUGACACCGUCAGAAACCAUAUCAAAGUUUCGUGCAUCGCCAUGGGUAACUUACGAUCCCCCAGCUUCCACCUCACAAUCCCAAUCACAGAAUCACCCCUCCGACGACGAGAUGGACGAAGACGUCGACAUGGAUGCACCUCAAAUAUCCACUCUCCGUGAGGAUGACUCCCCACCACCUCCACCACCACCACCUCCGUCACAGUCACCCAAAAAAGCUGCAUCGACACGUAAGACCAAGCCCUUGCCAAAGUCUAAAAAACCUAUCGACUGGGCCCAAAUACGGAACAGCGUCGCUGAGCGCAAUAGUCCGGGCUCAGAGGACGAGCCGGAUGAGCCAGAGGAGGAAGAGGACCAGCUCAUUGAUGAUGAUGACGACGACGACAUCCCGAAACCCUCUCCAGUGCCCACACCCUCCUCUGCCCGUUCUACCGCAGAUCCCUCUCAAAAGAAAAAGGCUGCCGUAAAAAGGAAACCACGCAAAAGUGAAAAACGCCCGCCCGACGCGGCGGAGAAGAAGACACGGGAGAAGAUCCCCCAGACAAGCGGUGCACCACACCUUGUUCCUCCGACCAUGUCAUGGUUUGAAGCCAACCCGGCCGAACCACACGACGGUGUUGUGGAACCGGAAGCGCCAGUUAGCGUUGAAGGCCCUCUUAAGAUAAAGCUUUCCGUCCCAGGGAAGAAGAAGACUUCCCCUCGCAAGCCGCCUGCUAUCCCGCGGGCCAAGACGAAAGCUUUGAAGCAGAAGACGGCCAUUCCACCUCUUCUUAUUGAGGAUGCAGGCGUGCUGAGUGAAGAAUACACAGGGACCGCUGCGUCUUCCCCAGUGACGGCACAGUUCGAAGCCAACUCCCCAGAACCUGAACAUGAACACUCGAGGCCACAAUCUCCUCAAGCCCCGCCAUCAACAGGCAUGCCGUUGCUCGAAGAGACCAACCUCGAGGGAGUCGCUAUCCCGCAAUAUCCACUACCAACGAAACCGUUCCCCGUUCAGCCACCUCCGAAAAUGACGUCUGGAUUCGCCCCAGCCCUACCACUCGACAGAUCCGGCAAGAAAGUACGCCGUUGGCGGACUGCGAACCGGGAAAUACGCGGGAUCGCUGGUGGGCGGUGGUUCACGCGUACGUGGGUUGGCGAGAAGGAGUCGGAGUACGCCGCUGCGCUCUUGCUCAAGGCUGGGGAAGAGAAGUCGUCGUCUGGUGGGGGCAUGACACUUCCCAAGUUGUCGAAUAUUUCGAUAAGUGCGCCCAAGGCCGUGUCGAAAUUGAAGGCGUCCUCGUCAAAGACGGCGUCGUUGUCUACGAGCGCUGCGCCCUCUCGUUCGGGGUCGUCUAUUCCGGAGGGGGUGACGAGUGCUGUCCGUGCACCUACGAAAAUGCGGAUUCUGCAGGUUGCUGCUUCUGAGGCUGGUGAUUCUGAUAUGGCACCUCCCCCUGAUUCAUGA
Laccaria bicolor S238N-H82 is the source of this 1446-nucleotide messenger RNA. RefSeq lists its product as uncharacterized. NCBI's taxonomy places the organism in Eukaryota, Fungi, Basidiomycota, Agaricomycetes, Agaricales, Hydnangiaceae. The record is from RefSeq and is a predicted model, not a curated record. The transcript is spliced from 3 exons. Bases 1 to 1446 code for a protein of 481 amino acids.